GCCAAAACCCAGAAUCUUCUGAGAGGACCAAUAAUCGAUUAUCACUUGUUGACAAUCGAUUAUCUGGGUUACCGUUGUCCUCCAACGGAUAGAAUUUUAAAUUUUUGGACAGGGAAUCUUUGGAUAAUCGAUUAUCAAGCUUUGACAAUCGACUAUCACCCUGUGUCUCUGAAAAAAUUGUCUUCAUCCUGUUGGAAACUCUAGAAACGGAUUUAUCCCAUUUUGGGCUAUAAAAUGGCACCCAAAUCCUCUCAUUUUAAUACACAAUUCUUCAACAUUUCAAUACUCCUUCAUUGCAUAAGCAUUCCUAUUUUUCUUAGCUAUUUGAGAGCCAAUUCUUGAAGAAAUUGUCGUGUUCUUGAGCGUUUACUAGUUCACUCAUAUUUACUCUUUAGUCUUGAAUGUCACUGGAACCAACAUGAAUGGCACCCUCCUUGAUUUAUCAAAGCUGGCCAGCUUAGAGGUUCUUGACUUGUCCAUCAACUAUUUUUCUGGAGAAUUCCCAUCUUGGGUUGCAAAUCUUACCGGUCUUGUCUCGUUUGGCCUCGGCGAAAAUGAUUUCAACGAGGGAGGAAUUCCGGAGAGCAUUGGGAAUUUGAAGAAACUAACAUGGCUAUACCUGGCCGGUUCAAAUUUGGUAGGAGAAAUCCCAAAGACUAUUUUCAGCUUGGAGGCAUUGCAGACAUUGGAUAUCUGCAUGAAUCACAUCUCUGGGAAUCUCCCGAAGAUGAUAGGCAAUAUGACAAACCUCUACAAAAUAGAACUCUAUAGCAAUAAUCUGACGGGCGAGCUUCCUCCUAAACUUGCAGCGCUCACCCUCUUGGAGGAGUUUGAUGUUUCUAAUAACCAGAUGCAUGGUACGCUCCCUCAAGCCCUCGGAUCCCUGAAAAAGUUGACCGUUUUUCAGGUGGCGAGAAACAACUUCUCAGGAGUAAUCCCUCAAGGAUUUGGCAAUAUGCAGCAUCUCAUUAGCUUUUCCGUAUUCGAGAACAGGUUUUCUCGUGAUUUCCCAGAAAAUCUUGGCAGGUUUUCACCACUAAGGAGCAUAGACAUUUCUGAAAACCAAUUUUCUGGUGGAUUCCCAAAAAACUUGUGUCAGAAUGGAUCUGCUACAAACUUGAACCAGUUAUUUCUGUCAAACAACAAAGUCUCACGUUGGCUGCCAAAAGAAGUUGGAAAUCUCUCUCUCUUGGAGAGGCUUUACUUGGACAACAAUGGUUUCUCUGGCUUGUUACCAUCCAAUCUUGGUGUGUUAAAGCAAAUGACGUCCUUGCAUCUGGAGAAAAACUCAUUCAUCGGACCAAUCCCUGUGGAAUUAGGUGACUGCCGUAGGUUGGCAGAUAUAAAUCUUGCUUAUAAUAAGCUAAGUGGUGGCAUUACCGACUCCCUCACAGUGAUGCCCUCCUUGUUGAACUCCCUAAAUCUCUCAAACAACAAGCUGACCGGCUCAAUUCCAACAAGCUUAGGCGGCCUGAAACUCUCUUCAAUUGAUAUGUCCAACAACCAGCUAUACGGAGAAGUUCCUUAUGAUCUGUUGAUGAUGGGAGGAGACAAGGCAUUCCUUGCAGUGAAGCAACUGUGGAAAGGAGAUGGAGUGAGAGUUCUAGCCAGAGAGAUGGAGAUUCUGCGGACGGUCAGGCAUAGAAAUAUAGUGAUACUCUAUGCAAGUGUAAUGAAUGGAGGUUCAAAUUACUUGGUUUUUGAGUACAUGGCAAAUGGCAAUCUUUUCCAAGCACUUCACCGCAAGAUCAAACUUGGGAAGCCAGAAUUGGAUUGGGAUCAGAGGUAUGAAAUUGCACUAGGAGCUGCUAAAGGAAUAUCUUAUCUGCACCAUGACUGUCACAGAGAUAUCAAGUCCACCAACAUUCUUCUUGAUAAGGCUUAUGAGGCCAAAGUUUCAGAUUUCGGUGUUGCAAGAACUUCUGAACUUUCUCAAAGAGGGUCUGACCUCAGCUUUUUUGCAAGAACUCAUGGUUACAUGGCUCUCGAGAUGGCCUAUACACUUCGGGUGACAGAGAAAAGUGAUGUGUACAGCUUUGGUGUUGUGCUUUUAGAACUGGUAACAGGAAGAAAUCCAAUAGAUGAUGCUUACGGAGAAGGGAAGGACAUAGUCUACUGGGUCUCGACGCAUUUAGAAAACCGUGAAAGUAUUCUGAGAAUUCUUGAUCUUGAUGUAGUUUCAGAACUAGUCCAGGAUGACAUGAUUAAUGUCCUGAGGAUAUCCACAAUCUGCACCACAAAGCUACCAAAUCUUCGGCCGACAAUGAAAAAUGUUGUCAGAAUGCUUGUUGAUGCCGAGCCCUUAGAACUCAAGUCUAGUGGGAAUCAUGACAAAACAGGGACGCCCCUCUAGUAGAAGAUUCCUUGUGUGAGCGCGUGUUUGUGUGUGUCUACAAAUAGAUAUAUAGACACAUUUUAUUUUAAUUCCAGCCCAAAGAAGGAGAAGAAAACAUCAAUGCUCCAUGGUUGUAUACUAAGGAGGAAGAAGAAGAAGCAAGAAGAAAACCAUAAAAGUCUCAAAAUCCUGAAACCAAAACACAUCAGUCCACUUUGAGGAACAUCCGGAAGGUAUCGUAGAGAAGGUUCGGCGUUAGAAUAUUGAAGUUAAUGAGAUAAUCGUCGGAAUCGUUGUUCGUUGGAACAUCCAAAAUCCUGGCAGCAACUAUGAGUCCACUUGUGAGCUAUAUUUGACCACUUUAAACUCAUUAUUUUAACAUGGUUGCUUCAUAAAAGUUGUAGCCUUACGUCUUAGGAAUCCACAGAAUCAAUUGGUUUGCGAUUCCGUGAAGAAACGAUGGAGAUAUGCUCAAAAUACCGCAGGCUGUCCAAUUGUUUCGGAAAUGACAAAGUUGGUGAAUUUCGAUGUUGUUUCCACUCCCGCUCAUCCGUAAGGUUUCGGCCAAUGAUUUCCAGGUCAGUACCUUUGCGUUAGACUUGUCGAAUCAUUCAUCACAUACGUACAUGAACAUAUAUGUUAAUCCAUAUGUUGAAAUCAUCCCAAAAUAUAUAUGUGACACAUAUAUUAGUCAUCUUUGUGUUAAGAACAAAAUAUGCCAAAUCCAUAAAGUUAAUAUAUAUAUAUAUAUAUAUAUAUAUAUAUAUACACACACAUAAGUAUAUAUAAACAUUUGAGAUCAACCCAAAAAUGUAUAUAUUAAUCAAAGGUGUUUAAAAGACUUAAAGAAGUAUUUUGGACACUCAAAAUAUCAAGAGAAACUUUCACAGACCUAAACGGUCGACGCAAAGGGUCGACCGCCGCGUUAAACUUCGAGACGAACCAGGACUGUCAGCCAAACGGUUGACCGCCGGUGGCUGACGGUCGACUGCCGCCCGCCGAGCCGAGGACCGUCUUUCUCAGUUAGUCAACAACGGUCAACCGCCGGUCAACCAAAGUCGACCGUCACGGUGUUCCGAGCCCCGUAACUUAUUUUAAUGAUAUUUUUAUCAGAUUACAUCCAAAUAAAAUAAAGUAUAUUUAUCCAAUCAUGUUGCUUACAAAUUGUUCAUAUCAUGUGAUUCAUUUCAUCAUUCAUAUUGAAACAUAUCACAUCAUGUGCAUGCGCAAGAGAUCAGGCUGAAGUGCUUCUCUUGUAGUUGUGAUUGUGCGGGACUUAGCAGUCCGACAUCACGGACCGGGCUUAGUGUACGUACAUGGUACUUAGAUUUUCGAGUACCACCCCUAUUUCUGCGUGAGUUCGUCGUACCAAAUGGGCGAAUCUCAUAGUUCAAGGCUCGUCCUUGCGACUUAGAAUCAUACAUCAUGAAGUCAUCAUCAAGUAAAAUCAUCAUGAUUAUGUGUGACAUCAAUUACGCAUCAUGUUAUCAUCAUCAAGUACAUCAAUUACAUAGAUGUCAUGUAAUCAUCAUCAAGAACAAGUAUAUAUGGAUUAUAUGAGUAUCAUGUAAUCAUCCUCACAAGCAAAUUGAUUUAUUGUGCCAUCAUGUAAUUAUCAUUAAAUAUUUAUCAUCAUGAUUCAUCAGAUUG
Molecule: messenger RNA, 3985 nt
Organism: Cuscuta campestris
Lineage: Eukaryota; Viridiplantae; Streptophyta; Magnoliopsida; Solanales; Convolvulaceae
Source: the annotation of a GenBank genome assembly